Messenger RNA from Staurois parvus, 267 nucleotides. NCBI's taxonomy places the organism in Eukaryota, Metazoa, Chordata, Amphibia, Anura, Ranidae. The record is from the annotation of a GenBank genome assembly.
AUGGGCACAGGUGGGCAGCACUGAUGGGCACAGGUGGGUGGCACUGCUGUGUGGCACUGAUGGGCACAGAUGGACAACCGCGCCCUCACACCCAGGGCAGACUGACAACUCAUGAGGCCCCCGGGCAAUAGGGGAUCAUGGGGCCCUGUGUCCUUGCCCAAACUCAAAAAAGCCUAUGAAAAAGGUACCAGGUGCAUCUCAUUGGGCCCCCUACUGACCCCGGGCCCUCAGGCAGUGCCCGAGUUUCCAAAUGAUCAGUCCACCCCU